Messenger RNA from Doryrhamphus excisus (bluestripe pipefish), 1410 nucleotides. It is a transcript of the gene adap2, whose product is annotated as ArfGAP with dual PH domains 2. Gene Ontology annotation, cellular component: intracellular membrane-bounded organelle; cytoplasm; plasma membrane. Gene Ontology annotation, biological process: heart development; positive regulation of GTPase activity. Lineage: Eukaryota; Metazoa; Chordata; Actinopteri; Syngnathiformes; Syngnathidae. Gene Ontology annotation, molecular function: phosphatidylinositol bisphosphate binding; GTPase activator activity; phosphatidylinositol-3,4,5-trisphosphate binding. The record is from RefSeq and is a predicted model, not a curated record.
GUUACUGCUGUGGAACGGGUUUUAGAGGAAGGACAGCCACGUGUUGUGACAUCCCUCGCAAGUUCCACUUUUCAUUUUACAAACCUUUUUUUGGUUAGUUGGUUGCAUUUGGCAAUUUUUAAAACUAUGUAGGCACCAUGUUUCUGUUGGAGGCUGUGAUUUGGAAGCCAUGGCAAACCGGGAGCGAAACAAACGGGUCUUACUGGAGCUGGUGAAGCUGCCGGAGAACAGUCACUGUGCAGACUGUGGAGCACCAGAUCCAGACUGGGCAUCUUACAAGUUGGGUUUGUUUGUGUGUUUAACGUGUUCUGGCAUCCACCGCAACCUAUCCAGCCGAGUAAAGUCCAUAAAACUUGACUACUGGGAAGAUGAGCUUGUGGAGUUUAUGAAAUCAAGUGGCAAUGCCAGAGCUACAGCUUUGUAUGAAAAAGCACUUCCUCCAUACUACUACCGUCCCCAGCAGACUGACUGUGCCGUUUUAAGAGAGCAGUGGAUCCGAGCCAAAUAUGAAAGGACGGAAUUCACAGGAGAAACAAAGUAUCCACCUCCGUCGUAUACCACAGGCUUCUAUGAAGGGACGCUGUGGAAGAAAGGAAAGGAGAACAUGCACUUCCUCAAGAGGAAGUUUGUUCUGUCGGAGCGAGAUUUUACUUUGGUUUACUACAACAAGGAAAAUGAGUCCAAAGGCCCAAAAGCAGUCAUCGCUGUCAGGGACUUGAAUGUCACUUUUCAACCAGAGAAGAUAGGUCAUCCCCAUGGGAUGCAGAUUACUUACCUCAACAAAGACCGCACCAGGAGCCUUUUUGUUUAUCAUGAGAGCCCUGAGGAAACAGUCACAUGGUACAACGCCUUUCGUGCUGUUCGCUAUGCAUACCUAAAGACGGCAUAUCCGACCGGAACUGAAGCGGAUCUCAUACCAAAUAUUAUGCACAAUUACCUUAAAGAGGGAUACAUGGAAAAGACAGGGCCUCUGCAAAAAGAACCAUUCAAGAGGAGAUGGUUCAUUUUGGACUCUCAAAACAGGAAGUUGCUCUACUUCAAAGGCCGGAUGGACGCAGAGGAGCUAGGGGUCAUCUUCAUUGGCACAGAAAGCAACGGUUACUCUGUUGGCGACCAUGCGCCAAACCACACUCGUGGAAACAAGUGGAAGUUUGGCCUCACCGUGGAGACGCCUGAGCGGCAAUUCGUAUUCAUGUGCGAGUAUGAGGGGGAGCAAAGAGAGUGGCUGGAUGCCCUCGUGCAGGUCAUGUCCAGGCCCAUGGCACCACAGGAUUAUACCACUGAGGCCAACAUCAGGAAUAAAAGAUGAGCAUUGGAGGUGUGACAGGAAAUGAAGCAUUGUUGUAUACACUAGUAGAACAUUAAUGGCAAAUCAUUGUUAUCAUUUUGCUCAAUAAAAUGACCGUUACU